UCGAAUAAAGGCGCGUUCUAUUGGACGACUGCAUUGACAUGAUCACCGAUUGGAACGUAGCCAAGACGUCUUUUCUGAAGCAGAGGGAUAGAUUUAUCUAAAAUAAAGUUGUACAUACAUAAUAUAGAUAUAUAUACACAUAUUUAUUUAUUAUAUGGACAUAACUGCACGCACGCGUGUCUUUGGUAUAUUGGAUCAACGAGUGACAUCCGUUAUUGCUGCAGUUGUUUGUAGGUCAGUGAUAAGUGAAGAUAUCGCAAUUUAUUGCAUCUUUUGUCAAGAAAAACAAAUUCCCAUGGAAUGGAAAGGAUUGGAAGCUGAUAUGACUCAUGAGCAUAAACAGCAGAAUGGUUUUUUAAUCGUGUCACAAUCAGGCGAGAACACAUUGAGUUUAAUCAAUCUUCCCGAUGUUGUUUUAGAGGCGAUCCUGUCUAACCUCACUUAUGAUGAGAUUUCUAAAAAUAGAAUUGUUUGUAAACAAUUUGACCGUAUUUGCAAAAAGUUGUUGAAUCGAGGUUUUAAUCUUAUGGAAAAGUAUCAUGCGCAAUGCCUUCGUACUGUUAAAAGCAAAUUACCAAGAAGAGAAUCAGAGCGGAGGAGUCAUCCUCUUGCUCGCCACUGUGAUAUAUUGACAGCGAUAGAAACAAGAAUCUCUAUGUUAUCAAUGACUUUUAGCAAGUAUGUGGAAACUAAUGUGUGCUGCUUCAUUCCAGGGAAGGUAAUCGAUGAAAUUUUUCGUGUUCUUCGGCUAAUUCGUGACACAAAGACACCACCUCGAGCACAUGAGAUACUUCAAGAGCUGCGAGACAUUAGUAGCAUGGCUAUGGAGCAUUUUGACGAGAAGAUUCUGCCAGACCUGAAGCAUAACAUUUGUAUGGUUGGUACUGUGAAUUCGUACGAGUUGCCUGGUGGCGCUCUCAUGAUCUCCCACACGAGACAUCCGAACAACGCUACACUGCCGCACAAUUUUACCUCGGAGAAACUUAACCAGAGUUUUAAGAAAAUCUACGACCGUACGAAGCAAAACAAAAUAUCCUGUUUAACGAUGAAAAAUCUGAUGGACAGGAUGAAGCUCAGGGUGAGGAGGCAAAGCUUUCAGAUGCGACAGCAAAACGUAAAAUUGCAGAGGCACGCGAAGAAGUUACAUGAGCAGGACGGGCAAUUGGCCGAGAUGAAGAAACAUCUCGAAGAGUGGGAGCAGAAAAUGGUAGACUUGACUGCCGAAUUGAGCCGGGCGCGAGAAGGGACGCAAAAUUCCGACGCGGAAAGUCGCAAACACAUCACAAUCUCGAAACACAUUGACAUCAUUAACACCGAGGCUGACACGACGCUACAAAAUAACGAGUUGCAUUCGAAGAAACGUAAGCUAAUAGUGGAGAGGAAAUCGUCGAGCGACGCGCAGGACAUAAAGUUCAAGAAAUUCAUGUCAGAUCUUCUCGCGAACAACACGUUAGACAGUAGUUACCCGUCGACUUCGAGUAGUUCGACUUUCUUACACUAAGCAGUUUGUAUGAAGAUUUUUCCAAAAUAUUGUACUCUUUAUAUGGACUCAUUUUUCAAUCGUUAUAGUGUAAUAAGCGUAGUAACUGGUAACGUAUCGUCCAUCUUCAAGACGUUCAUAAUAAUUCAAAAUAAUCUGGCAAAGAAUAGCAUUCGUUCAAGUGCUUGUGUUACGCGAUGUCAGUACUAUACGUAUGAUAUCACCCGCGACGAGAUGAACCAAGAGCCUGGUUCCUCCCAUUGUCCGGUUUCAGUAGCGUCGAUUAAUAGCAAAUUCGGUAGCUUACACUAAUGCGCACUAAGGCUAGCUUACAGUACAUCUUAUAUUUAAGAUCGUGUCUUAAAUACAUUUUUAAAAACAUUUUAGCUAAUAAAAUGAUUCGUACGGAUAUUGUACAUAUAUUACUGGUUAAAGAUAUUUGAAAAUUUAUUUAAGACAAUUUUUAAAUAUAAUAACAUAUUGUGAACAAGCCUUAGUGCGCACUAAUGCAAGCAAUCGAAUUCGCUAUAAGUCUUGAGUUCAGAUUAUCUAUGUUCACAGACAAACUCAAGGUUUAGAAACUUUGGUGGAGCCGGAUCUUAAUAUUUUAUGCGAUUGAUGGAAGUAAUAUUUCUUAAGAACGAGAACUUCUGAAAACGAAAUCUCAAUAAACAAGAAAUAUUACGUUUAGUUGAUUUAACUGAGUUCUAUUACGUGAUAUUAAUACAAUCUGCGAUAGAGAGUCAGAAACCUUAAUCUUUUAGACGAUUAAUAGAAAUUUAAGUAUCUCUCGAUUAGGCAUCUCUCGAAUAACACGGCAUUUGAAUUAUAUGAAGUCUUGAAUAACGAUCACCUAAUGAAAGACAUACAAUUACUUAAAGAACUAAAAGAAUCGUAUGAAUUCUAAGUUUUGAAUUAAUCGUGUUAUUCGAGAGUCACCUUUAUUUUCAUUGAGAACAAUAAGAAAUCUUACGAAAAAUGUUUAAUUAAUUUAAUUACUUGCGCGUUCUCUGUUAUGCGAUAUUGACACAAUGUACAAACAAACGUUUUAUUGCAAACUUCUCUAGCGUUUUACUGUAAGAUUUAUAUUCGCGAUAUAAUACGAUAAUAUUAUCCAUACAAGACCCAUGUAAAAUAUAAAUGCUACAUAAAAUCAUUGAAAACGUUACUUUUGUGUGCAUUUAUUGAAAAUAUAAAAGGAGAGAGCAAAGACAAUAAACUACAUGUCGCAUUGAAA
Molecule: messenger RNA, 2717 nt
Organism: Odontomachus brunneus
Lineage: Eukaryota; Metazoa; Arthropoda; Insecta; Hymenoptera; Formicidae
Gene: pall
Product: F-box only protein 28
Exons: 3
Coding region: 155-1501 (448 amino acids)
Biological process (GO): protein polyubiquitination
Molecular function (GO): protein binding
Source: RefSeq, a predicted model, not a curated record